AUGAGAGUGAAGUGACAGCCAUAAUAGCAUUGUUUACAGUGAAAAGUAACGGCGUCUGACAAUGACUCGUUCGUAUGUUUUUUUUUAAUACACAAGGCGAUUGGCGUCAAUGUUGUUUAUGUUCAAAUUUGUGGUUUCUUAAUUUUUCUUGAGAUUAAUUUGGUUUUCAUGAUGAGCGUUGAACUGUGGUUUGACACCGACAGUGAAGAUGAGGAGGAGUACGCCAAUCUCGCGGCAGAACGUCGAAGAAUAAGAGAUUAUUCUGAUCCGCUGGAUCAAACCGAAAAAUCGUUCAGAAAGUUCUUCCGAGUGUCAAAGGACAUUUUCUUAUAUCUUCUGGACAUAGUUGACACGAAACUGAAUCCAUCGUAUCAAUCUACGGCAGUUCCUCCGAUGAUUAUGCUGGCAGCUUGUCUAAGGUUUUUCGCCGAAGGCAAUUACCAAAAAGGUGUUGGGAAUGACCGGUUUAUUGGGUUGGCGCAACCAACAAUGUCAAAAGUAUUGCAACUGGUUCUGGACAUAAUUGAGAAAGAUGUGUGUCCUCUCGUAAUCCGUUUUCCAAACGAAGAGCGAGAAAAGGAUGAAAUAAAGCUGGGCUUUUACGAAAAAACAGGAUACCCUGGUGUCAUCGGUUGCGUAGAUGGCACCCACAUAAGCAUCAUAACUCCAGCACACGACAAGCACCUAUUUUACAAUCGUAAAGGUUAUUACAGUCUAAACGUGAUGUUGGUUUGUGACCACAAUUUGAUGAUUCGAUAUUUGGAUGCUAACCACCCGGGUUCCUCGCACGAUUCUUUUGUUUGGAACGGCAGCUUUUUGAAUCGGUUGCUUCAACAAAACUAUGAGAACGGAGAACGAAACUGCUGGCUACUAGGAGAUGCUGGUUAUCCCUUGACUCCUUUUCUCAUCACUCCCUUUCGCACUGGUGGAAACAUCACUGAAAGAGAGACCAGGUUCAACGACAUGCAUUCAAAAACACGAAUUACGGUAGAAAGAUCAAUUGGAGUAGCCAAGAACACAUUUCGAUGCUUAUUGAAGGACAGACAGCUACAUUACAAGCCAGCAAAAGCUACACAGAUAAUCAAUGUCUGCAUUGCACUUCACAAUCUACGCAUCAAACAUAAGAUGGACUAUGACGAACCAGAUCUUUCCGAUGAAGAAGAGGUGGAGUUUCAAGGUAUUGGCGAGAAUCAUGAGAAUGCGGUUAGAAUUAGAGAAGAAAUAAUGAAUAAUAUCUUGUAAACAGUUCUAUUCCUGGAAAUCUACCUUGAAUUAACAUCAUUACAGGUUAAUAAAACAUCUUCAAAACAAGAGCGUUAGUAGAAAAUGCAAAACAAAACAUUUAUUAUUUCUCAUUUAUGUUCUUGUUCCUGAAAUACUCAUUUUUGGAAUACAUUCUUCCAAAUAUUUAUACAUAAUGACGCCUGAAGUCAUUCAUCCCAACGAUCAUCUUGUUGCAUCUCCUCCUCGUGGCCAACAUCUUCGGGUGACGCGCUAGCUGUUUGUCCCAUCUGCAAAUCCAGCUUUCGCUUUUUGAGUUCCAAUGUUUUCAACUUUAGCUGCAGAUGUUGUUCUCGCUGUUUAAGCUCUUCCAGACGCAUUUGUUUCUCAAACUGAAACUUCUCCACAUCCAAGCUUAAACGCUUUUCUUCUACGGCACAACGUUGUUGAUGAAUGGCAAAAGACUUACGCGCAUAUCGGGCACAGUCC
Molecule: messenger RNA, 1710 nt
Organism: Aedes albopictus (Asian tiger mosquito)
Lineage: Eukaryota; Metazoa; Arthropoda; Insecta; Diptera; Culicidae
Product: putative nuclease HARBI1
Exons: 4
Coding region: 169-1242 (357 amino acids)
Source: RefSeq, a predicted model, not a curated record